AUGAAGAAAGUAGUUAUAACGGAUCAACAUCAGCAACAACAACAACAACAUCAUCAUGAUGAGUUGACACCGAUGUCGUCAUCAUUGUCACCAACUACAAGUGCAGGUAUAUUAAAGAAAUCUAAAUCAAUGAAUUAUGAAUUAAGUCAUGGUGACCAACAACAACAACAACAACAACUACAGCAACAACAUUUAGGUACUUCUCCAACAUCAUCUUAUCAAAGAACUGUAGAUCAUUCAUCACCAUAUUCAAGAAUUAUACCAAUUACAGAUAGUAUAAGUGAAGAGUGUUUGGAUCAGAUAACGUCACUUCAACCAACCAUUCUAAUCAAUAAUCGAAGCAACAAUGUAUUGAGUAAUAGUGGAGGAAUCAUGAUAUCGCCACCAAUAGUAUCUAAUCGUAGAACUCAUAAACGAUCCAAUUCACAUGGACCACCAUCACGACCAACUCAACCAAUGUCUACAUCAAACUAUAACAAUAAUCAUGGAGGAGGAAUGUUAAUGUCAAACUUCUCACCACCAAACAACAGUCUAUUACAUGGGUACCAUUUGUCACCUCCAACAUCUCAUUUACUUCAACAACAACAUACUGUUGGUGGAGGUAAUGGUGGAGGAGGAGGAGGAGGAAUACCAUCCCCACCAAAUGUACCUGGUAAUAAUAAUAAUAUGAAUAGAUCACCUGGAUUGACAAGUGUUAGAUCAUCAUCUGCAUCUAGAACUACAUGGUCACCAAGUAGAGUAAAGACAAACAAACAUGUACUCGAUUCAAUCAAAUUAUUGGGUGACUCUCCUCCAACUUCUCAACCCAUACUAUUGCCACCUCCAUCCCCACAACAGUAUCUAUCACCACAACAACUAUCUCAAAAGCAACAACGACAUCGUCGUACCGUGUCAUGGGACACACCAGAUUCGAUUGAAACAUUGAAUCAAAUCAUCAAAGAAAAGAAGGAUGCAUUAUUAUUGAGAGAAAGAGAGUUGAUGGCUCAACAAAAAGCAAUCAAUGAGAAUAUACAAAGAAAUAGUCAUAGUAGUAGUAGUAGUGGUAGUCAUCAAGAUGGACAUGUUUACUCUGCACCUUCAUCACCACCCAAUACCAUGCCAUCCAUGUCUAUCUUAAAUGUAUCUUCUUCUCAACAACUUACUUCAUCUCCUUCUCUUGGUGGUUUACACCAUCAUCUUCAUCAUGGUUCUUCUUCUUCUUCAUCCACUUCAUCUACUUCAUCAUCUUCGUCGUCACCAUCAUCGAUUAAACACAAUCGAUCCAAAUCAGAUACAAACACACUUGUUCAACAAUUGUAUAUAAAGAAACAACAGGCAGCUGCUUAUCAACAGCAACAUCAACAACACCAACAACAACAAUAUUAUCAACACAACUCGAGUCCACCCAAUACUAUUCCAGACUCGUCGUUUUAUCCAAUUAGCGGUGAACAGACCACUGCAUCACCACCAAGUCAAGUGUUGGCAACACUACCACCUCUCCACUUGCCACCACAGGGUAGCGGUACUCUUAAAAGUCCAAAGAUCAUGUCACCUACUAGCUGUGAGGGUAGUGGAACGGGACCACGCAGUCCAAGAGGAUCAACUGGAUCGUCAACAGGAGGAGUAGGAGGAGGAGGAGAUAGCAAGAGACAACACUCAAUGUACAGUACGACCACUACCACCACAACCACUUCGACCACGUCGUCACCCAUCCAGCUGCCAACUACCCCUGUCAGCACAUAUUCACGUCGUCGGUCGGUUGAUCCAAUGCUCUAUGUCGGCGGUCUAAAGCCAAUUAAUCCAACUUCUGCAGGGUCUGGUGCAACGGGUGCACCUUCCAACAACAACAACAACAGAGGACCAAAUUAUUAUAAUUAUAAUUCUCCACUUGGUGUAAAUAGCGCCAGUGGACAUUACUAUUAUGCAAACAGCAGUAACACCAACAAUAGAUACUAUCAACAACAACAACAACACCACCCACAACAAUACCCACCACAAUACUAUCAUCCUGCUCCACCUCAAUCAAGUCCAAGACAUUAUGUCAAUAUUGAUCUACAUGAACUUGAAGAAGAAAUUGAUAAAGAGAUUCAACACGCCAUUGGUGAUAUUCUCCAAACUUCAACCAUUCAAGACAAAGUUGAUCUUUUAGAAAGAGUUAGAUGUACUGCACCUGGACCACUCCGUAUGUUGUUUGGUGAUAGUUUUAGAGAUCCAAAGGAUCAAGCUAUAGCCAACAACAAUACCACCAAUCCCUCCUCUGCCUCUGCCGUUGUUGUUAAUAAUAAUAGUAAUAGUACAGGUUCACCAUUUAUAGUACACUAUCCCAACUCUUUUGCUGACCAUUUACCAAAUGAAGCAAUGAAAACCACCUCUUCUCGAUCAACAACACGCAACUCUGUGAAAUUUACUCCUUCAACUUUUAAUGGAACUAAUAUUGGACACUCUUCUCCAUUUAAUGUUUAUCAACCAACAACAACUUCAACAUCAUCAACCAGUAUUCCAAGUGGUGGAGGUGGUGGUGGUAUUAGUAGCAGUGGCAGUAGUAGUAAUAGUAGUAAAGGACCAGAUAAAAGUAAAAGUAAAAAUAUUUCUUCAUCACUUCGAUCCUCUGCUUUUAGUCCUCCACCUUUUCCAACCACAAGACCCUAA
Cavenderia fasciculata is the source of this 2628-nucleotide messenger RNA. RefSeq lists its product as uncharacterized. NCBI's taxonomy places the organism in Eukaryota, Evosea, Eumycetozoa, Acytosteliales, Cavenderiaceae. The record is from RefSeq and is a predicted model, not a curated record. The transcript has 3 exons. The coding region runs from base 1 to 2628 and encodes 875 amino acids.